GCAGAAGACGAGAUGCUGAGGAUGUACCAUGCUAUUAAAGAGGCGCUCAGCAUCAUUGGUGACAUCAGCACCAGCACCAUCUCCACACCUGUGCCUCCACCCGUCAAUGACAGCUGGAUACCUGAGACCAGUCCCACCCCUCAGCGCAGACCGCCUACAUCUGCACCGCCCCCCAACAGGCCUCCAGCAGUGAGAGGUCCAACCCCAGGCCCUCCUCCUCUUAACCCCACCCCCUCGUUUGCAGCCCCACCCAUACCCUCUCGGCCAGGCCAGCCCAUGAAUGCCUUUGGCAACAGCAGCCAGGAUCCUUUCAGCGCACCUCCACAGAUCCCCUCUCGCCCCGCACGCAUUCCACCAGGCGUCCCCAGCAGAAGACCCCCUGGCGCACCCAACCGGCCCACCAUUAUCCGCCCCGCCGAGCCUUCCCUGCUAGACUAGACCUGAGCACUGGCUACCAUAGUGUGCUGGGCUGACAGAAACACAAACAGAGAGAGAGAGGAAUGGCUGGAGAACUGCACUGAAACAUGUGCACGUGUGUCCACACAACACAGCCUGACCCAUAGACAUCCAAAAUAAGUGUCCUCUGACCAGCGCUGCUAAUCACAUCCUAAAUCCCAGAGCUCGAAAUUAAGCACAUAAAUAUUCAAAUACAUUUAAUAUUAUUAUUAUUGUUGCUGUUGUUUUUUUUUUUUCAACUAUAGUGUGAACUAAAGGGUGUAGUGGCCUUCAUCUUUCAGUUAUUUUCAUCGCUCACGUUAAUCAGGUGACCACCAGGGGGUGUCCUACUCAACUCGCGUAGACGAACCAACGGUAGACUUGACUAGUGGGUUAAGAUGUAAACAAGCACUGUGCAAGCUAGUUCAACUAGCCUGUCUUCCUGUUCUUGGGUGGUUGAAGACUCUUUCUUGUUAAAGACACACUUCUUCAUAUGUGGGUUUUGGUUUUCAUCCUUUAUUUUUUCCUGACUCUCUAACUCGAUAUGCUGAAGAAAAACAAACUGUUAUAUGUUAUGUUGGGAUUGAUUUGAUCUGAUUUCCAUGUUUCCCAUUUGGCGGUUACUAUUAUUAUUACGUUUAUUGAGAUUUUUGGUUUGUUUAAACCAAUCAGAUGUAUACAAAAACAUUCAGUUGCUUCUAAAAUGUGCUAUAUUUAGUGUUGGCAACUGAUAUCCACUUUCUGUUGUGCUGGGAACUUCAAAAGCACUUCUAUAGUUUGUCGUCGAUGGGAAUUUCUUUGAUAGCUAUUCGGAGGAGGCGCAACUUGUAUGCAAAUGACCUGUUUAUACAAAUAAUAGUUUGUGUAUAUGAUAUAAUCCUGGAAAGCACGGAAACCGCUACUGCCGGCGCUUUGUAAAAUAGAGUCUCAGGUAACAUCCGACUCCAAAUCUGGUAACAGUUUACGCUUUAGCUUCGCAUUCUGAUCAUUGUAACUUAAAUUAAUCUGCGGGCUUUUAUUUCGCAAUCAGGGAUGUUGAAGUGGUCUUUUUUUUUUUUUUUUGAGCGGGAAAAAACAUCAGGGCGCCACAGGAAGUGGGAAUGCGUUUGUACAUGGUUCAUGCAGGUGAAUUAGUGGUCGUGGGGGCAUUUGCUAUGUUUAUGGAUCUAGUCCGUUCUCGGCUAUAUAAACACGGGGAACUUUCUGAACUUUUAACAUAGAGAUCAUAGAUGUACUAACAGAGUGUAUUAUUUAUAACCUGGGCAUUUGUCUUUGUUUGCAUUUUUCACAAACUCUUUGCUUCGAGAAAAGAUGACAGAUUUGUGGCCCUAACAAUGUUUGAACAACAUUCCGAGUGAAAUCCUGGUUUUGAUUGCAGAAUCGUUGACGUUUUAUUGAGGGAAAUGGACCGUGACUAAUUUAGUUUUCUUAUUUGAGGAUACCAAUGAGGUUUUGAUGAAUACAUGUGAGAAACUUUGAUUUUAGCCUGAUGCAUUUUUUGUAAAUAAUCAAAGACUUGGAGUCGGACGUGGAAUAAAAUGUUCAAAUUAGCUGCGGAUAUCUGAAUGCUUUUAAAUCACUCCUUUGUUAUGGCUCCAGUGAUGGCGACUGCUGCUUUUUCUUCACAAUCCAGUCCAGUCAAAGUUUGAAUAAAAUAAAUGUAAAAAAAUUCCAAAUGACCUGUUCAAAACUGGACAAAGCCCAAAAUCACUGCAGCCAUAACUUUAAUGUGGUCUAUAAGGUUAUGGUGAGCCUUCUCUCCCUCUAAUAACUGUGUCCUUUUGUAAGGUGCGAGGGACAGAGGACAUGUUUAGCAUUCUUUUUUUUUUUUAACAGCUUUUUGGAAUAACAAAUCAUUGUCAAGUGCCUGUGUAGCAAAUUAAAAUGGACUUGGAGCAAAACUGCACAAUGAAUUGAAAGUGCGAUAAUAAAAGGUGUUGUGUAUAAUAAA
Danio aesculapii is the source of this 2386-nucleotide messenger RNA. Its product is annotated as dynamin-2-like. The record is from RefSeq and is a predicted model, not a curated record. NCBI's taxonomy places the organism in Eukaryota, Metazoa, Chordata, Actinopteri, Cypriniformes, Danionidae. The coding region runs from base 13 to 438 and encodes 141 amino acids. The transcript has 3 exons.